AUUAUUAUUAUUAUUAUUAUUAUUCAAAAAAAGAAAAUAAUAAUUUUAUAUACCAGCUUAGAAAAAAAAAAUACACACACACACACACACACACACGCUUUUCAUCUUAUAAAAAAAAAAAAUAAACCUCCCCAUUCCUUUUUUUUUUUCUCUCCAUCUUUCUAUACCCUUUUUAUCAGUCCUUUCAUUUCACCUUCCUAUUCUUUAUAUAUAUAUAAUGGAUUCCAAUGAAAAGAAAAUGAAACGAAGUAGUAUGUUGGCUUAUGUACCUGUACAUCGACGAACCGAUAGUCCGGAUCAAAGAACAACUCAACAAUAUCAAGAAAAUAAUAAACGCAACUCUUAUGGACAAGAUUUUAAUAGUAUUCGAUAUAAUACUGAUAAACGACUUUCUUUACAACAACAACAACAACAACAACGUGGAUGGCGUAAACAUAAUAAUGGUAGUAGUGGUGGAUCAGUUGAAGAUGAAGAUAAUUCAGAAGAUAAUAGUUUUCCAACAACUCCUGCUAUUCAUCGUUAUUCUAACAAUAACUAUCACAGUAACCACAAUUCGAUGUCUUCUUAUGAUCCCAAAAUGGAAAAGUUAGGUGCCAUGCUAGAAUCCUUGUCUCAUGAUGAUCAUCGACAUAGUUCUGGUCCUGAAGAGUGGGAUGAAUUGUUACGCCAAUAUGAUCGAUCGGAUGAAGAGGCAGCUAUUUUAGCAAGAAAGAAUAAAAGGGCUAGUCGAAUCAUGGAUCCUUUUAGUGAACCUCCAGCACAAGUUCCCGUGGUGGAUGAACCUACUGUUGUAUUGGAUUGUCGUGAUUUCCCAAAAUCAUUCAAAACCCAUCAUUUACAUGAUAUCUUUAGGGAGUAUGAAAAUGUUCGUGGUGGUUACAGAAUCAAAUGGAUGGAUGAUACCCGAGCCUUGAUUAUCUUUGAACAUCCUGCUACUGCCAAAAAAGCCUAUAUCGACAACGUUGCUCAUGCUUAUGCUAAAAUCCGCCCAUAUGAAGGGCCAACUGAUUUCUUGUCCAAUCCAAGCACUCAAACACCUCGACGAUCCAUGAAUUACGAUACGAAACGACACAGUGGAAUUGUACCCAAACCUUUGAAAUGAAAGUAUAUGGAUAACAAAAAUAGUGUAGAUUAGUGAUUAGUUUUGGUCGUGAUGACAAUGAUGAAAAACAAUUCUUUUUUUUUUUUUUGGACACUCUCUUAUAUAUAUACACUUUGUUGAAAAUAAAUCUAUAUAUUUACUGUUACUGGAUAAUGGAUGAUGG
Halteromyces radiatus is the source of this 1265-nucleotide messenger RNA. RefSeq lists its product as uncharacterized. Lineage: Eukaryota; Fungi; Mucoromycota; Mucoromycetes; Mucorales; Cunninghamellaceae. The coding region runs from base 218 to 1102 and encodes 294 amino acids. The record is from RefSeq and is a predicted model, not a curated record. Gene Ontology annotation, molecular function: nucleic acid binding. The transcript has 4 exons.